CCAACAACACUAGCCCAGUAGCAAUCAGUUUCACAAUCUCUCUCCACCACAGCACUCCUCCUCACCUUUUUCCUUUCCCGCAACCAGGAUUCUAAACCCUUUCUCUCUCCUCGAGCGUGGUCAGUAGUAGGCCAUCUCAACACCACCUCCAGGGACGGUAUCCAGAGAGAGAUAGAAAGAGAGAGAGGGAGGGAUAGAGAGAGUGAGAGUGAGAGAGAUUUGAAUCCGGAAUAGGUUCCUGAGAGAGAAGAGUUUGAUAGACAUAGUUGGGUGGGCUCAUGUGUGAAUUUCUUUGAAGGAGAAGAGGGAGAUGGCGGCACCGGCAGCCACAGCCCCUGCCCCAGCUAUGGUGUCCAUGGGUGUCAGCCAAGUUUUGGGGAUUGGUAGCGGAAGUGCGAGAGGAGUGUUGCGAGCUGGUUUGUUGCGGAGGGAGGGUUCAGUGCAUGCGCCCCCGUGUGUAAUGUAUGGGUGUGGGAGGGUGGUGUGCAGGAGUUUGCUAGUGAGGCGGAAUUUGGUGGCUGCUAGGGGGUUGCGUGGCUCCUCGUCGUCUGCAUUAGUGGGAGCUAAGGUUAGACGAUUUUUGUUGGCCUCAAGGCACCUUACCUCUGCGGUUUCGGUGUCCACGGAGUCGGCUGUUUCGGUGAAAGCUUACGAUAGUGGAGUGGAUAAUGAAGAUCGUGAAAGCAGUCAGUCUGUGACGACAUUGCAGUCUCCGGAGAAUGAAUCAAUUGGGUUGAAACCUCCCUCACUGAAGCCUGCUCCCAAGCCUGUGGUGCGCCCGAACGGAAUUUCGCGAUCCGAGCAAGCGAUUCCACCGCUGAAGCCUCCUCCAAGUCCUGCUUCACGUCCGAAUGGAAUUAGGAAUGAUGAGCAGGGUGGGGGUUUGGGCGCUGGAAACGAUGAUUCUAUGACGUUGAAGACUCCUCCCAGGCCCGUGUUGCGGCUCAAUAGGAGUAGUCCAGCAAGGCCACAGCAAUCUCAAGAGGGUGAAAUUCCGUCUCUGGGUCAAAUUUUAGAGAACGUGGAGAAACUAGGUUCGAACGAGGCUCGUCCUGCGACUAGUGCUGGUGCAGGUGGUAGAGGGCCGGUUCGAGCCCGACCGGUGACCACGCAACCAGGUGCAUGGAGAGCUGGAGAUAAAAUAAGGACGAAGUCCGAGAGGGAGAGAGAUGCAGCAGCAGCGGCAGCAGCAGCUGCACCAGAGAGGCGAACAGAAUCGGCAAAUAAAGAUGAAGAGCAAGAGACCUCAAUAUCUAUGGAUUCUGAAAUUCCAAAAACCCAACGACCUCGCGUACAAUUGAACACUUUAGCGAAACCUACUGUCAGACCUCCUCCAGCUGCUUCUCAGAGAGGUCCCGUCUUGAAGGAUGUGGGAGCAUCAGGACCUGCGCUGAGAGACGCUUCAGCUGCUCCCCGGAAGGGCCCUAUCCUGAAGGAUGUAGGUUCAAGAGGACCGAUACUGAAGGACGUUGGAGCUGCGCCUCGGGGGCAAUCUUCUAGAGUCUCUACAUCCCCACCCGCCAACAUUGGACCUUCUGGCCCGCCAAAACCCUUUUCGAAGCCAGCGAUCAAGGGCAAAGAAGACUGGCGCAAGAAAGCAGCUAGCAAUGUUUCAGAUGGUGCGAAAAGAAGAGUUGCUCGUAAGCAAGACUCCUUGGAUGGUGAUAUGAUGGGAGCUAAGGCUCGUCGGGGUGGCAAAAAGAUGACUAAGGCCAGCCGGAAAGCCAUCAAAAUGGAAGCUGCGCGGGCUGCAGCACCUGUGAAGGCCGAAAUUUUGGAAGUUGGGCCGGAGGGUAUGUCGUGUCAAGAUUUGGCAGCAGCACUUGCUUUGAAUGACAGUGAAAUUGUCAAGGUUCUGUUUAUGAAGGGCAUUGCCAUCACAGUGAAUCAAACUCUUGAUGAGGAUACAGUGAAGUUAGUCUGCAAGGAGUUUGAAGUGGAGGUCGUAGAGGCUGGAACAAUUAGGGUGGAAGAUUUGGCGAAAAAAUCAAAUACUUUCAUUGAUGAUGAGGAUUUAGAACACCUUGAGUCUCGGCCUCCGGUUGUGACAAUCAUGGGUCAUGUCGAUCAUGGCAAGACUUCGUUGCUCGACUUCAUCCGAAAAACAAAGGUUGCUGCUGGAGAAGCAGGGGGCAUCACCCAAGGCAUUGGAGCUUAUUCCGUUGAUGUGACGGUCGAAGGUGAAGUACACCCAUGUGUCUUCCUCGACACUCCAGGUCACGAGGCAUUUAGUGCUAUGAGAGCUCGUGGGGCUCGAGUCACCGAUAUUGCCGUCGUGGUUGUGGCUGCCGACGAUGGAGUGAGGCCGCAAACACUUGAGGCCAUCGCCCAUGCAAAAGCAGCGGAUGUGCCAAUAGUUAUAGCUAUCAAUAAGAUUGACAAAGAUGGAGCAAAUGCAGACGUUGUGAUGCAGGAGCUCUCUUCUCAUGGUCUGAUGCCCGAAGAGUGGGGAGGUGAUAUUCCCAUGGUGAAAGUUAGUGCGAAAAAAGGAACAGGGGUCGAUUCUCUGCUUGAGAACGUUGUUUUAGUCGCAGAGCUGCAAGAGUUGAGUGCCAAUCCCGAAAGAACGGCUAAAGGAACUGUCAUUGAAGCAAGUUUGGACAAAGCCAGAGGGCCGCUCGCUACAUUGCUCGUUCAAAAUGGUACUCUCCGGAAGGGUGAUAUUGUGCUUUGUGGAGAGACUUAUGGAAAGGUUCGUGCUUUGAUGGAUCAUACCGGCGCCCGGGUGGAUGAAGCAAGGCCUUCAGCAGCUGUUCAGAUUUUGGGUCUAAACGAAGUACCGGUGGCUGGUGACGAGUUCGAAAUUUUUGAUUCUCUGGAUGUUGCAAGAAGCAAGGCACAAGAGCAUGCUGAAGUUAUGCGUCAAAGUAGGCUUGCAGCUCAGGCUGGAGAAGGCAAGGUCACACUUCACUCGUUUGCUAAUGCUGUUGCAGCCAGUGCGGAAACAGGAGUGGAAAGACACCAGCUUAAUGUGGUUUUGAAAGUUGACGCCCAGGGGUCCGUUGAAGCAAUUAGGGAAGUGCUUCAACAAUUACCUCAGGACACAGUUGCCUUGCGCUUCUUGCUGCAGUCAACCGGUGAGAUCAGUGCCAGCGAUGUGGAGUUGGCAGUUGCAAGUGGUGCUGUUGUGAUCGGAUUCAAUGUUGGUGUACAGCCAAGUGUAAAAACACAGGCAGACGCUGAAGGAGUUGAGAUACGAUUGUAUCGCGUCAUAUAUGACCUUGUAGAUGACAUUCGCAAAGCCAUGGAGGGGCUGUUGGAAGAUGUGGAGGAGGAAUUGCCAAUUGGUGAAGCUGAAGUAAGAGCCGUCUUUGGGGCUGGAAGUGGCAAAGCAGCUGGUUGUAUGGUAACUGAAGGCAAACUGGUGAAGGGCUCUGGAAUUCGUGUCAUGCGGGGGAACAACUCUGUGCACGUUGGUUCUAUUAAUUCGUUAAGACGAGUAAAGGAGCUCGCCAAGGAGGUACCUGCCGGUUUAGAGUGCGGAGUUGGUGCCCUCGACUUCAAUGAAUGGCAAGUUGGCGACAAAAUCAUGGCAUUUAAAUUGGUGGCGAAAAAGAGGACCUUAGAAGAUGCCUCAGUUACUGUUAAUGCUGCUGUUAACACUCUAACACUUCACAAUCAGUAGAUGUUUGAAACAAUCUUCUAUCUAAGGUUCUUAAUCAUGAGGUGGUAAGAUAACCCACCCUCCAGUAUGGGGGACCACCUCAUCUUGUACCAUCUUUACAGCUUCAUUACUUGAUGUAGUUUUUCCGAGAUGUAAAUGAUGAUAUCAUGCAAUUCGACGUAGUGGUCUGUCCACAUCGUGACAUAUUCCAUAGCAGGAAACCAGUUCUGUCAGCUUAGGAUAACGAAUCAAGUGGGUUGUAGUUCGGAUCUAAACACUCUAGUUUAUGGAGGAUACCCGCUUUUUAGAAUGGGGUAGCAUUGAGUGCCGUGCUCGAUCAUUUCCUCUGGCUUCAUUGAGCUAGAUCUAUCCAGGUAGUUUAUUUUAGAUGGCCUUGUUACACUGAGUGGGGUCCCUCAUUUCUUAUGCCUUUGGCAUAUUUGAAGAAAAUAUUGAUUUGUUCAUCAAGCGCCUGCUGCAUUGGAUUUAGUCAGUAUCCUUGUAUCCUCCUUCGUAACUAACGAAAUGUAAUAUUUUCCUGGGAGUCACUAUGUCUUUCAAAUUCAA
This is a messenger RNA of Physcomitrium patens, 4171 nucleotides long. RefSeq lists its product as uncharacterized. Gene Ontology annotation, molecular function: GTPase activity; GTP binding; translation initiation factor activity. The record is from RefSeq and is a predicted model, not a curated record. Lineage: Eukaryota; Viridiplantae; Streptophyta; Bryopsida; Funariales; Funariaceae. Gene Ontology annotation, cellular component: cytoplasm. Gene Ontology annotation, biological process: translational initiation.